AUGUGGAAGAAACUAGGGCUACCGAAACCCAUCCCCUCCGACAGUGACGAUGAGGCGUGGGACACCACUCCACCAGCCACCAUCAACACCGAGACACCACCGGCCACAAGUACAGCAACAGGACGCACCGACUCACCGGCCGUCCAGACAUAUCGCCGGCAAAAGAAACGGCAAAGAACGCCGCCACCACCAUCCACAAUAGUCCCGACGGCGAACCCUAAGGGCGAAACGCCAUCAGAAGCCACCACUUCCUCCGGCCACGGCCAGAAACGGCCAAGAACUCAGUCGCCACCUCCACCGCCGAGAUCAGAGACAGAACCAGAAACCACCAUUGCCACACAUCCCGCAGGUCAUGAGGAAGGCGAUGUGCCCAGCACUUUGCCCACUAGUACGCCCAGUGAUACGCUCAGCGAUGUGCCCAGCGAUGUGCCCACUGAUGCGCCCACGGACCUGCCUAGUGAUACGCCCACUGAUGCACCCAGCAAUGUGCCAAGCGCUACGCCUAGCGAUGUGCCCACUAAUGUGCCCACUGAUGCGCCCACGGACUUACCAAGUGAUACGCUCAGCGAUGUGCCCAGCGACACACUCAGCGAUAUGCCCAGCAAUUUGCCCAGCGAUUUGCCCAGGUCAGCAUACCCAGAUCACAUCGUCAAAGCACUGACAUUCAACAAAAUUUCUGAGCGCACCAGGCUGCUUAAAAUCUCAUCCCUACCAUAUCACCCAGGAAUUCGGCAUAGCCAUGGGCUGUGA
Messenger RNA from Manihot esculenta (cassava), 750 nucleotides. RefSeq lists its product as uncharacterized. Lineage: Eukaryota; Viridiplantae; Streptophyta; Magnoliopsida; Malpighiales; Euphorbiaceae. The transcript has 2 exons. The coding region runs from base 1 to 750 and encodes 249 amino acids. The record is from RefSeq and is a predicted model, not a curated record.